Zasmidium cellare ATCC 36951 is the source of this 948-nucleotide messenger RNA. RefSeq lists its product as uncharacterized. The record is from RefSeq and is a predicted model, not a curated record. Gene Ontology annotation, cellular component: peroxisomal membrane. The coding region runs from base 1 to 948 and encodes 315 amino acids. Gene Ontology annotation, molecular function: AMP transmembrane transporter activity; FMN transmembrane transporter activity; FAD transmembrane transporter activity. Lineage: Eukaryota; Fungi; Ascomycota; Dothideomycetes; Mycosphaerellales; Mycosphaerellaceae. The transcript is spliced from 5 exons.
AUGUCGGAAAAAGAGAACGCAGCACAGCAGACUGCCGCUGAGCAGCAGAGUGACAAUGUUGCUCACGCUCUGGCUGGCGCAGGCGGUGGGCUGUUGUCCAUGGCAUUGACAUACCCAUUGAUCACUCUUUCCACACGAGCGCAAGUCGAGAAGAAGAAGGCGCAUACCGGUACCAUCUCUGCGGCCAAAAGGAUCUUGGAUCGCGAGGGGAUUGCAGGGCUGUAUGCUGGGUUGGACAGCGCCUUGUUCGGGAUCACCGUCACCAACUUCGUAUACUAUUACUGGUAUGAGUUCUCCCGCGCCUUCUUCCAACGCACCACCAAGAAGACCAACCUCAACACCCUCGAAUCCAUGGCCGCAGGCGCCCUCGCCGGCUCUGCCACGGUCCUCCUCACAAACCCCAUCUGGGUUAUCAACACGCGCAUGACCGCCCGCGAGAACGAAGCCGACGCCCUCCCAACAAAAGAAGGCGAAUCUCCAAAGAAGCAAAAACCAGGCACAAUCUCCACACUCCUCAAGAUCCUGCGCGAGGACGGCUUCACGCGCCUCUUCGCGGGUGUCCUGCCGGCUUUGGUGCUGGUCAUCAACCCGAUUCUGCAGUACACCAUCUUCGAGCAGUUGAAGCAGGUCGUAGAGAAGCGGAGGAAGGUCGGACCGACUGAUAGCUUCUUGCUUGGUGCGCUGGGCAAGCUUGCGGCGACGUCUAUCACGUACCCUUACAUCACGGUCAAGUCCCGUGCGCACGUUGCGAACAGCGAUGCUCCCAAGGAGGGCAUGACCGCUACCCUCAAGCGUAUCUACAAGGAGGAGGGUGUUGGUGGCCUCUAUGGCGGAAUCGGUCCCAAGGUCACCCAAUCCGUCAUCACGGCCGCCUUCUUGUUCGCCUUCAAGGACGCUCUUUAUGACAUGACCAUCAAGGCGCGCAAGACCUUGAGCAAGAAGGCUUAA